AUGAUUGAAAAAUCUGAAACUGGUGAACAAGAAGAAGAACCUGUCAAAGCUAAAUCGCCAAGUAAAAAGAAUAAAGAAAAAUCCAAGGCUGAUGAACAAGAAGAAUCUGCUAAAGUUAAAUCAUCAAAUAAAAAGCGCAAAGCAAAAUCUAAGGCUGACGAACAAGAAGAAUCUGUUGAAGCUAAAUUGUCAAGUAAAAAGCGCAAAGAAGAAUUUGAUAUACAAGAAGAAUCUGCCGAAUCUAAACCGUCAAGUAAAAAGGGGAAAGAAAAAUCUAAAAAUGAUGAACAAGAAGAAUCCGUUAAAUCAUCAAGUAAAAAGGAUAAAGAAGAAUCUAAAUCGUCAAGUAAAAAGGAUAAAUCUGGUAAAGUGAAGACCGAAAAGAAAGAAUCGGUGCAAAUAGCAGAUGUGGAAGAGCACGGAGAGACUUCAAAAACUACAAAACGUAAACAUGACGGUUCAGAUGAGGGUAAAGAUGAUGGUAAAGAUGAUGGUAAAGAUGAAAAAGGUGAAACUUCAAAAGAAUUUUUUAUUCAAGUCUUUUUUAAAUUUUAUUUUUGA
This is a messenger RNA of Entrophospora sp. SA101, 561 nucleotides long. The record is from the annotation of a GenBank genome assembly. NCBI's taxonomy places the organism in Eukaryota, Fungi, Glomeromycota, Glomeromycetes, Entrophosporales, Entrophosporaceae.